CGGGAAGUCGCGAAUACGCCCCGCUGUAGAUCUUGAACGCCUCCGCCAAUGGAACGGAGAAGUAAUCCCUCGCACCAGUGUCUCGUUCGACGAACAUGUAAUACGGGAUGAGGCCAAGUCGGGCCUGGAGACUCCACAUGUGUGCCCAUGUCUCAGAGGAGUUGUUGAUGUUUCGAAUCAAGGGACCCUGGCAUCGAAUCUGCGCACCUGUCUGGCGGAUGAGUCGAAUUGCCUCUUGGGUGGCGGGGACUUCAAGUUCCCUGGGAUGGCUGAAGUGCGCUUGGAUCGCGAGCUGUUUGCCGGAUGCGACCACCUCCGAGAAGAGAUUGAGGACAUCCUUUGCGUCUGGGUCCAGCAAGUAGCGAUAUGGCC
Messenger RNA from Aspergillus pseudotamarii, 372 nucleotides. RefSeq lists its product as uncharacterized. Lineage: Eukaryota; Fungi; Ascomycota; Eurotiomycetes; Eurotiales; Aspergillaceae. The coding region runs from base 108 to 362 and encodes 84 amino acids. The record is from RefSeq and is a predicted model, not a curated record. The transcript has a single exon.